Molecule: messenger RNA, 1869 nt
Organism: Hylaeus volcanicus
Lineage: Eukaryota; Metazoa; Arthropoda; Insecta; Hymenoptera; Colletidae
Gene: Pex13
Product: peroxisomal membrane protein PEX13-like
Exons: 5
Coding region: 169-1290 (373 amino acids)
Biological process (GO): protein import into peroxisome matrix, docking
Cellular component (GO): peroxisomal importomer complex; peroxisomal membrane; peroxisome
Molecular function (GO): protein binding
Source: RefSeq, a predicted model, not a curated record
ACAUUCACGAAAAUAAAUAGCAACUAGUAACUUUCACGAUUGUCAAAAAUUGCAUGUGACUUGCACAGUUGCACAGAAAAUGUAGUUAAAGUUGUUUUGCAUUCGUCGAACGAUUAUGAACUUUGUACAGGAAAUAUCAUCAGGACGAUAAAGACGUUAUUGCGAGCCAUGGCGCCUGAAAAAUCGAGCGGCAGUGCUGGUUGCCAAUUAAGAAAUGUUCCGAAUGCUUUGAGCAGUACGCCUAGUAUAUCAUCACCAUUUCCUUCUCCCAACAUUCAAUCAGGUAACCCACCUCCAGUGCCACCACGUCAACCAGUUCAAAAUUAUUCUGGAUUCAAUGAUUAUAGACCAUACGGGUCUAAUUAUUAUGGUGGAUAUGGAAAUCAGUAUAGAGGAUUCAGUGGGUAUGGAGGAUAUAGUUCCUAUGGUUAUAGUCCAUAUUCUAAUUUUAAUAAUUAUGGAUCAUUUGGUGGACACAGUGGCGAUGUUGAAAGUAGAUUUUCUCAAUAUUUUGAAGAAAGCACUAGGCCAACAUUUCAGUUGAUUGAAACUGUUCUGCAAACAUUUUCAUCUGUAACAAUGCUCUUGGAAUCUACUUAUUUUACUAUAACGAACUCGUUUAGGGCAAUUUUGAGCGUUGCAGAAAAUGUUGGAAGGCUACGCUCCACUAUAGGACAACUAUUUAAUACACUUGCAUUGAUUAGAUUCCUAAAAUGGUUAUACAGAAAAAUUGCACGCGGUACUGGUUUCCAGAAUGAAAGUUCCAUAAACGAGGAAUUAUGGGAGAAAUCUAUAGUAAAAGUUGGAAACGAAAAUGUUAAUAAUUCUUCUUUUUGGUCUGGAUUUUUAUUAUUUAGCGUGUUUUUCGUAGUACCUUACAUGAUUCAUAAAAUCUCGAGUAACAUGAAACACUUUAAAAUGAAAGGGAAUGAUCCAAAGGAAUGGUACCAAAGCGAACAACCAGUAUAUAUUGCAACAGUUAUGUACGAUUUUGUUGCAGCAAAUAAUGAAGAACUGAGUGUGAGAGCUGGUCAGAAAGUUUGUCUUGCACCUCAAUCUUUACAACCAAAAAAUUUACCAGGGUGGUGCAAAGUUACUGAUAACGUGAACGUCGGUCUCAUUCCCUACAAUUAUGUUAGAGUUGUAGGACAGUUAAAAAAGAAGAAGGAGAAUACUGAAACGCCGCCUCUAAACGAAGAGAAACCUUCUACGAACGAAAAUCAGUUUAGGAAUAAUAAAGAGGGUUCUGAAAUUUUAAGAACCAAUGAAAAUGUUACGAAUGAAGCAUAAACAUUUAGAAUUUAUUUAACAUAAUUGAAGCAAUAUUCGUUUAAUUUUCAAUAUAAUAAUGAUUGCUGAAUAUUUUUAAACAUUAAUCGCGAAAGACUGUAUUCUAAUAAAUUCUUUCGUAUCAGUUAAUAACUUAUCUCGAGAAAUACCAAAUUGCCUUUAAAUAUGCAUCAUAAAUAAUUGUAACAAAAAUAACAUUUAAUGAAUUUUGGUUUGGAAAAUUAAGUUAUGACACUGAUAUAAAAAUUGAGAAAAGUGGAUAAAAUAACUAACAACUUUUAAAACAUUUUAAUUUUUGGACAAUUAUAGGUGGAAUAGUAAAAAUUUCGGAUAAACUGAAAUUCUAUGCCUGUUGGGUUUUAAAGUAAGAUUGGGUUAUCGAUUUUUUUGAUGGGUAUAAUAGAUGGGACUUUCAAUGUUACAUACAGUAGUUAUAUUUAUACCGCAAACCGUAAUUUUAGUAAUUAUUAUAACAUAACGUAUGUAUUGUUAAAUUUGUACACAUUUUUCUAUUUAAUUUUUAAUUUUUGUUUAUAAUAAACUGGAUAUUUAAAUAAAUACUGUUAAGUUUGUAUCUUU